UAUUAACUAAACAUUUUUUUCAGAUAAACAUAAUAAGGAAUAGAAAGUUUCUGUAAUAUACCUGUUCUUCGUUAGUAAUAUACCUAAUUCAUUUAUGUAUUUAGUGAGGCAGGGUCUUGGCUGUGUAGCCCAGGGUGGCCACAGCUCGCCAUUUACUUGCUUCUGACCCCCAAGUACUGGGGUUAUAGGCGCGUGAUACCGUGCACAGCUUCCGCGUGCUCCUUGUGUAAAGACACUGAAUGUAAGAGUCCGUUUCAAAUGAAUCAUUGUACCCGUCCUUUUAUUCCUUCAAAUCUCCAUUUUGGUUCAUACUGAAUAUACAGCUUGGUCCUGCAAAUAGUUUAGUAAUUAUUUGUUUUUUUUUAAUAGUAACAUUUUUCACCUACUAUGUACUAGGUACAGUUUCUGUGUGUUUUAUGUGUAUUGAUGCAUUAAGCUUCACAGCACCUUGUCCUCAUUUUAUGGCUGGGGACACUGAAGGAAGAGAGAUGAAGUGGCAUGCCUGAGAUUCAAACACCAGUAGCUGGCCACUGGAGCCUGUCCUUUUAACAGUGUGCUGUGCUGCUUCCCAAUAUAAUACUAAAGUAGAAAAAGGAAAGGUAGUAAAACCUAUAUUGUAUUCAUUUUGAAGGACAUGAAGAAAGCUAGAAAAAGCUGAAUUACAUAGUGAUACAUACAAUGAUACAUAAUAAAAAUAUGUGUGCUUCCAAGUAAGCAUAAUUUUAUCAGUUUUAUAGCUUAUGAAACUUUGGUUCAAAAUGAUUACCAUUUGUCCAAAAUUGCAAAGCUGUUAAAACACAGUGCUUAAACCAGGAAAACAACCUCUUCAGAGUAUUAUGAGGAAGUUGGAUGUUGAUUUGUGUCUCUAACUCUUUGAUUUGAGUAGCCAAUACCUCGAUUAGAAUUUGGGACUUAGUAGAGGUCAUAAAAGAUAAACCACCUCUUCCGGUCCCACACGCUGCGGGAGCCACGGGUUACUGUGCAAACAUGGCCAAGUCUAAGAACCACACCACACACAACCAGUCCCGCAAAUGGCACAAAAAUGGCAUCAAGAAACCCCAGUCACAAAGAUACGAAUCUCUUAAGGGGGUGAACCCCAAAUUCUUGAGAAACAUGUGCUUUGCCAAGAAGCACAACAAGAAAGGCCUGAAAAAGAUGCAAGCAAACAACGCAAAGGCAAUGAGUGCUCAAGCAGAGGCCAUCAAGGCCGUUGUGAAGCCUGCAGCUGUUAAACCCAAGAUGCCAAAGGCCCCCAGCAGCAAACUCAGCUGCCUGGCUUUCAUCGUUCACCCCAAGCUUGGGAAGCGGAUUCUAAGCUACAUGGCUAAGGGUUGUAGGCUCUGCCAACCAAAGCCCAAGGUUCAAACCAAAGCAGAGGCCACAGCUCCAGCUAAGGGCAAGGCUCCAGCUCCCGCUCCAGCUCUGGCUCCCAAAGGUGCCCAGGGCCCUGUGAAGGCCCCAUAGGAAAGGCUUCUGUUAAGGUGAAGACAGAGACUGGUGUGACACAGCCACCUACACACUAUUUACAGAUGACCAGUGUCCUAUGCUGUUUUUACAAAUAAACCUGAGGCAAGAUCUGUUUAAAAAAAAAAGAAAAAAGAAAAACCAGGAAGAAAUGGUGAAAUGUUUUUACAAUAAAGUAAAGGUUCAUUAGAAAUAUAAUUAGAGAUGUAGGGAAAAUAAGUACUUGGUGUAAAUGAGAAAUAUUUUAUAUAAGGUCUAGUGUGCUUUGCCCAAAUAUUUAUGAGCUCAAUUUAAUGGGACAUAAGUUGGAAUAAAACCUAAAGAGUAAUAUAUUUCAAAAUUGUUGGAUAUGAUAUGACUAUACUCCACAGAUUCAGAAACUGAAAGGUUUGCUCUUAUGUUGAGUUUUUGCUAAGGUUAAACAUUUUAAUCGUUAAUUUCUUUUAUUUUUC
This is a messenger RNA of Meriones unguiculatus (Mongolian gerbil), 1916 nucleotides long. RefSeq names its product large ribosomal subunit protein eL29-like. Gene Ontology annotation, molecular function: structural constituent of ribosome. The record is from RefSeq and is a predicted model, not a curated record. Gene Ontology annotation, biological process: cytoplasmic translation. Bases 988 to 1464 code for a protein of 158 amino acids. Gene Ontology annotation, cellular component: ribosome; cytosolic large ribosomal subunit. NCBI's taxonomy places the organism in Eukaryota, Metazoa, Chordata, Mammalia, Rodentia, Muridae. The transcript has a single exon.